UAAGCUAGUGUGUAUUUUCUCUUCUCAACUAGACUCUCUCAUUCACUACUACAUGACCUUCAACCACCAAGAGUGUCAUUUAAUUAUACACAUAUCAUUCCAUCACUAUUAAUAGUCGUCUCUCAACCUCCAAUUCGUCAAAUUAAAGAUUACCAAUGACAAGAACUUGAGAUGUCUCCCCUCCUCCAUUCUCCGUAAUAAUUUCCUAAUUCAAGACUCUUUACUCAGUCCUUUUCCCCUAAAUUAAACAAUAAAAUAUAUAUUUAAUUAUUAACUGCAAAGGAAAUUAAUUUCGUAUUCGAUAAUACCGAUUGGGAUACCGAAGUAUCGAUUGGGAUACCGAAAUAUUUAAGGAUUGGGAUUGGGAUACCAAAAUUAUUUAGAGAUUGAGAUUGGGAUUGACUUUAGAGUGUAAUUCGGUAAUCGGGAUUUCGGUAUUUGGUAUUGAGAUACCGAUACCGUACCGAUUUCCACCCCUACCUACGGGCAUGGCUGAGAUACAUCGAUGUCAAAGUGUAUAAUAUGACCGAUCGAGGUGUACAUGUAAUUCUAGUAGAUGAUGUAAGAUCGUACCCUUGAACCUCUCAUAACAGUUUAAGUUAUUAAGACCAAACGAUUGUUGAUGGUUGACAUAAUAUUAGAGGCUUUCAAUUGUGGAGACAUCAUUGACAUAUAUGUCAUAUGUUAACAUAUAUAUAAUAUAUGUAGCCAGCCAUAUCAGACUAUAUUGUACAGAUCUGGACAACAACGUGGUGAUGAUGGCUGUCAUAUAUAGAAAGAAAAGUUGCUUGGUCUACAUACAACACCGGCCAAAUUGCCACCUACGAAAUUAACAAUCAUUCACCAACAAAUCAUAGAUUUGAUUCCAUAUAACAAAUUAGCUCAAACAGCCUGACAGUCACAGGGUGGAACAACGUGCUCGAUCAGUGCGAUGGAGUAGUUGGCCUGUGAGCCUGCCGUGAUGGUUAGAUGCGAAAGCCCAUGCACUAUAAAAACUGAUACAACCCAUUGCUGAUCUUCUGUAUCUGCCUGCCCGACUCUCGCCGGAAAUGGAGCCGGAGAAGAAGAAGAAGAUGAUGAUGGAUUCAAGCUUACUGCAGACUGAUUCUCCGACAAUGGUUUCUGGCAAUAACUCCUACAACUACGCACACAACUCCUCUGCCCAGAGGAAAAUGAUGGAUACGGUGAGGCCGAGAACAGAGGAGCUGAUUGCAGAGAAACUGGACCUGGAACGAUUAUUCAUGGGCGCCGGCGGCAACACUUUUCGUGUCGCCGAUCUAGGAUGCUCGAUUGGACCCAACACGUUCCACAACGUCCAGCACAUUGUCCAGCAAGUCAGGCACAAGUACCACAUGAUGACGACCUCCACCGCUGCGUCGCCGUCGUCGACCCCGGAGUUCCAAGUCUUCUUCAACGACCAGGUCAACAACGACUUCAACGCACUCUUUCGCUCUCUCCCUCCGGAGCGAGACUACUUCGCUGCCGGAGUCCCCGGGUCGUUCCAUACCAGGGUGUUCCCCAAGUCGUCUCUUCAUUUGGCUUACUCGGCCUCGUCGGCGCAUUGGCUGUCGAGGGUGCCGCCGGAGGUGGUGGACAGAGGAUCCCCUGCUUGGAACAGGGGAAUGAUUCACUACGGUUUCGCUCCGAAACCGGUGGAGGAUGCUUACAGGGCCCAGUUCAGGAAGGACAUGGGAGGGUUCUUGAGAGCUAGAAGCGAGGAGCUCGUGAGCGGAGGGAUGCUUGUGCUUGUCUUUCCCGGGUUACCCGACGGGAUGCUUCACUCUGAAACCCAAGCCGGCUCUGUAAUCUACUGCGUCAAUCUCAGCAUCUUGGAUUUGGUUCGUCAGGGUGUGUUAGACGAAGACCAAUUGGACAAUUUCAACUUUCCAAUGUACUUUCCGCAACCAAGGGAGAUGAGGGAGCUGGUGGAGGAGAACCAGUGCUUCUCCAGCAUCGAGCUGGAGGUGGUCGACCCGGAGGAAUCGACAUGGCUUCAGGGGGGAGUUGGCCUGAGAGAGUGGUUGGUCGUGAUAAGGUCUACCAUGGCGGAACCGUUCGCCAGACACUUCGGAGGGGAAGAGAUCGUCGACAAGAUAUUCGAUGGGGCGAGCCAGAAGAUCGAGGAGCGUGCUCAAGUCAUCAUGAGCACCAAAUGCAAAGAACUGCCUCUCUUGUAUGUUGCUCUCCAGCGCAAGUGACAUCGGUUCGAAAUUGUUGCAAGUUUGUCAAAGUGUGUUUUUGAGUCUUGUUAAGUUUUAAAUUGUUGCAUUUGAGAAUUGAGACGGCCCAGAGCUUUUGGCUCAAGUUGUUGCGUUUGAAGUAGACAUUUAUGGAUAACCUAUGGAAGCAAACUUGAGUGACCAGUUUGAUGAAAGAUUAUACUUAUUAUUCUGGCUAUAGCUUGGCUGUGUUAUGCUAAUGAUUCUUGCAAUCUAUGGAUGAAUUGCAAGAAUCAUUAGCUUGGCGAUAUUCCACUAACAUACAUAUGCCUGCACUGCACAUUUUAACCAUUUUGAUUAGAAAUGUAUUAGGAGUAGGUUGUGUACGUAAUAAUUCUGUAAGAAACAGGACCAAUUAAU
Messenger RNA from Linum trigynum, 2579 nucleotides. NCBI's taxonomy places the organism in Eukaryota, Viridiplantae, Streptophyta, Magnoliopsida, Malpighiales, Linaceae. The record is from the annotation of a GenBank genome assembly.